GUCAUCACUAAAAAGCUGCAAAAAACUGCUCGGAUGUUAUUUUCUGUUGCGACAAUUUUAAAAGUGAAUAGAACUGGAAAAGUGCGAUAAGGAAAACUAAUAACAGAGCAGUAAAAUGUUCAAUGGUUCACCGCAUCAAGAUUAGCCAGCUCAUCCGAUCCGCCAAGUGCAAAGUUCAAACAGCAUCCGCAGCGGUCCGCAUCACACACUUGAGUCAUGUCGUGGAUGGCCUUUGGAGCCCUUGCCUCCGGCUUUGUUCUUCAGCGCCUGCUGGGCGAUCAGCCGGCCAAUAAGGUGUUGGAAAUCAAGAGUGAAUCACUGGGAACCCUUCAGGUCAUAGCCCGCGAUGACGCCAUGGUUCUGUUUGCACCGCCCUUCAAUGCCAACGACAAGAGGGCCGUGUAUGAAAUUGUCCUACAGCGACCCACCUCGGAUUCCAAUACCACAUCCUUCAGUUUGUACCGCUCGCCGGUGCAGCAGGAAGCCGAGGAACGCUUUAAUGCCUACCUGCAAAGGCUGCCCGUGUUCGUCAGCAUCGUUAAAGAGUAUUACAAUGUUAAUGGCUUGCAAAAGACCUGCGAUGCCCUGGCGGAGAAUCCCUCCUGGACGCUGUCCCAUCUGAUUGCCUACUUCAACCUGGUGGAUUACAUUAGCAACCCGAAGAUGCUGCAGUGCGUGGACUACGCAGAUCCCACCACCUUGAUGUCGCCUUUCCAGCUGGCCAUCAAACAGGGCCACAUAGAGAUGGUGAAGGUUUUGCUGCCGUUGAGCAAGUUGGAGCACUUGGAUAUCAACAGCAAUUCGGUGUUUCACUAUGCUGCUAGCACCACCAAAGAGAUAAUCAAUCUUAUCAUGGAGAAGAGCACAGUUAACCUAAAUCACCUCAACUCGGAUGGUUACACACCCCUUCAUAUCGCCUGUCUCGCUGACAAGCCGGAGAAUGUCAAGGCGCUGCUUUUGGCUGGCGCCGAUGUCAAUCUCAAUGCCAAGAACAUUAGCAAGCUGUACAAGACAUCCGCUCCCACUUCGGUGGCCUCGUUUCUGCGCACCAAUGUCAGCAAGCUGUACACACAAGAUAUGAAAUAUGGCGGCACUCCUCUGCACUGGUGUUCCUCCCGUGAAACCCUACACGCCCUCAUAAUGGAGGGUUGUGAUGUCAACGCCACAAACUUUGAGGGACGCACCGCUCUGCACGUGAUGGUGGCCAGGAAUCGGUUUGAGUGCGUAGUUACUCUGUUGGCCCACGAUGCGGAGAUCGAUGUACUGGACAAGGAGGGAAACGCAGCGCUGCACAUCGCCAUCGAAAAGAAGCUGGUGCCGAUUGUCCAGUGUCUGGUGGUCUUUGGCUGUGACAUCAAUCUACAGAACAAGGAUGGCAAGAGUCCGCGACACAUGGUGGGCAAUGAUGCUAGUGGCAACAAGGAGGACGAAAUCCUCUAUAUCCUUCACUCUGUGGGAGCCAAACGUUGCAAAGAAACGGGCUCAAAGUGCCCGCCAGGAUGCAAUCCCAAGGGCAACUACAAUGGCAUACCGCCCGAGGCACCAGAAUCCGUCGAGCAGCGCGAGCACAUAGAAAAUAUGCUGGCCAGCACCAGUCGGCAAGUAAUGGGCGGUUUUCUGGGCGCAGCGGCCAAUGGAAUUCUGGAGAAGCCACCACCGGCACAGAAACCAGUUGUAGUCGACACAGAAAAAGAAAUGAAGGGCCAAAGCAUAAUGGAUGCCCUGCUGGGCAUGUUCACUACCAAAGUAAAUGCGGACGAGAUGAAGAAGGACACUUCUUCGGGUAGUUUGGCCAGUGGUUCGGGAACGCCGGCUUCAGCUGCUGCCACUCCGGAGGAUCUGCCAUCGCCCAUUUCCGCCGAAAUAGGCGAUAAACCAUACGGACGUGGACGACUGCUCUGCCUUGAUGGUGGAGGCAUUCGCGGCCUGGUCUUAGUACAAAUGUUGCUUGAAAUCGAGAAGCUGUCGCGCACACCGAUUAUCCACAUGUUCGACUGGAUUGCUGGCACCAGCACUGGAGGAAUCCUGGCAUUGGCCUUGGGAUGCGGCAAGACGAUGCGCCAAUGCAUGGGCCUUUACUUGCGCAUGAAGGAACAGUGCUUUGUGGGCUCGCGGCCUUACAACAGUGACUUCUUCGAGUCAAUUCUGAAGGACCAACUCGGAGAGUUCAACGUGAUGACGGAUAUCAAGCACCCAAAGAUUAUGGUUACCGGAGUCAUGGCGGACCGCAAACCCGUCGAUCUGCAUCUAUUCCGCAACUACACGAGCGCCAGCGAUAUUCUGGGCAUAGUGACUUCGAUAAACAACCGGCGAAUUCCUCCUCCACCGCCUAGCGAACAAUUGGUUUGGCGUGCUGCACGCGCCACAGGUGCGGCUCCCUCUUAUUUCCGUGCUUUUGGUCGCUUCCUCGAUGGCGGCUUGAUAGCCAACAACCCAACGCUGGAUGCCAUGACCGAGAUCCAUGAGUAUAAUAUGGCUCUGCGCAGUGCUGGUCGCGAGGCAGAGGCCAUACCGGUUUCCGUGGUGAUGUCCCUGGGAACUGGACACAUACCAGUAACCGAGCUGAAGGACAUCGAUGUCUUCCGACCGGAAAGCAUCUGGGAUACGGCCAAACUGGCCUACGGCAUCUCAACCAUUGGCAACCUGCUAGUGGAUCAGGCCACCUGCUCUGAUGGAAGAGUGGUGGACCGAGCUCGCGCCUGGUGCAGCACCAUUGGUAUACCCUACUUCAGGUUUAAUCCCCAGCUGAGUGAGGACAUAGCUAUGGACGAGAAGGACGAUCAAAAGCUUAUUAACAUGCUGUGGCACACCAAAGCCUACAUGCACGCAAAUCGAAACAAGAUAAUCGAAACGAUAAACUUCCUAAAAUAGCAUGCAAGACGGAUUUAGACCGCAUUUGCUGUAGUGAUCUCCGUUUAGAGAGAUCCUUUCGACUCUUGUCUGUGUACUGUGUAUUCGUUUCACUUUAAUAGUUUUUUUUUUAAGCACCUUUUCUGCGGUCUAAAUCAGCCCACUCACUGGGAAUUCCCCAAUAACACUGAACCCACCACCUGAUCUGAAAAAAAUGAAUCUAUGUUUUUAACCCUAAACAACUGGAAAAUAGCAAAUUCCUCUGCGUUCGUUGUUUUUCCCACUUCCGAGGCUUUAUCUCCAGAAAUACCAAACGAAUUACGCUUUGUAUAUUGUGUUAUUGGAUUUAAGAAGGAAUGUUAUCUCCCAUUAUUUUCAAAAUUCAUUUUAACUGUGUAUUAUUGAAGACUAUGUAUUUUAUGAAAACCCUUAAGUGACCGCGAGCUGAGUCAUAUGCUGUAUAAUAAUAUUAACAUUCCGUGCCGCUUUGUUAGAAAAUUAUUGUAUGUGGUCGAGCACGAGUUUUGAAUAAAACUUUUUAAGUGUGUAAA
Messenger RNA from Drosophila ficusphila, 3401 nucleotides. RefSeq names its product 85/88 kDa calcium-independent phospholipase A2 (gene iPLA2-VIA). Gene Ontology annotation, biological process: positive regulation of ceramide biosynthetic process; lipid metabolic process. The record is from RefSeq and is a predicted model, not a curated record. Gene Ontology annotation, cellular component: mitochondrion. Gene Ontology annotation, molecular function: protein binding. Lineage: Eukaryota; Metazoa; Arthropoda; Insecta; Diptera; Drosophilidae.